Stereum hirsutum FP-91666 SS1 is the source of this 840-nucleotide messenger RNA. RefSeq lists its product as uncharacterized. The coding region runs from base 1 to 840 and encodes 279 amino acids. Gene Ontology annotation, molecular function: DNA-binding transcription factor activity. The record is from RefSeq and is a predicted model, not a curated record. Gene Ontology annotation, biological process: regulation of DNA-templated transcription. The transcript is spliced from 3 exons. Lineage: Eukaryota; Fungi; Basidiomycota; Agaricomycetes; Russulales; Stereaceae.
AUGACCAGAGGCCGCAAAAAGGACCUGACCAUCCCACCCUCGCGCUCACUCGACCACCAACGCGCCUACCGCGAUCGCAAAGCGAAAUAUGUUUCAGAUUUGGAAGAGAGAUGUAGGAAGGCGGAAGCUGAGAAUGAGGCGUUGAGGAGGGAGCUGCGCGCUUUGAAAGCUGGGAGAGGAGAGGAGGAGGAGACGCGAGAAGCGUGUGCGAACCUUAUGCGACAUUUAUUGCAGACGACGGAAUCGUUGGUGAAGUUCCAGGCGCUGGCUUUCGGUAACUCAUGCACAGCGACUCCUUCGUCGCCUGAACGAGAAAAUAUCAGACAGUCACAUAUCAGUACCUCCGCAUCAGAGCUAACUACUAUCGCCACAAUCCUAUCCCAACCGCUUAGGGAUCCACAUAUUCGGCCAGCCUUCACGUUUUCUCCAGCAUCCAGUACACACCACAAGUCCUCCUCUACAAAUGACCGCGUGACUCCUCCCAGCAUUCAUGGCUAUGUACCACCACCACUACCACAUCCAAUGCCACUUGUACCGGUGGCACUUCCGACCGUCUCCCCGUCGCCGAUACCAGGCCAUAGCAUCGUAUCUCAGCCAACGACUUCCCAGACUAGGAUGGACUAUGACUCGUACGAGUCGGAUACGGAGUCCGAGUGUUGUGGCGGCCUGAUGGACUGUCGCGGAUUGAUCGAGGAAGAUGAGGCUGCCGCUGGUGGUACUUUUGCGCAUACGGACUCGGAAAUGGGUGAGAGGGUCGAAGGCGGAAUGGCUACUGGUCUGGGUGUUGAUAUUGAUGCGCAUAGAGUAUCGAACGAUCGGUCCACCUUACAUCGAACAUAG